AUGAAAGUUCUCCUUCUGAUCACUGCCAUCUUGGCAGUAACUGCUGGUUUCCCAGUCUCUGAAGACCAGGAAAGAGAAGAACGAAGUGUCAGUGGGAGCAAUGAAUCAACUUCACAGUUUUAUGGGCCCCCUUACCAAUAUCCAUUUGGCCUAUAUCCACCAUUCCUGUAUCCAAGAUAUCCAUGGUUUAGUUCUUAUUUCUGUGAACCUCAGCAGGGUGCAGAGGUGCAAAACCAGGAACAACCAACUUGCCAUGAAAAUGAUGAAAGACCAUUCAAUCAGAAAACUGCCAAGUAUAUCCCAUUUCAUUAUGUGCUGAAUAACUAUCCUCUCUAUGAACACACUUACUACCCACAUAGACCAGCUGUACCAAUUAAUCAUCAAUAUGUGCCUUAUCCAUAUUAUGCAAAACCAGUUGCAGUUAGGCCACAUGCCCAAAUUCCUCAAUGGCAAGUCCUGCCAAAUGCCUACCCACCCACCGUGGUACAUCGCCCACACCUACAUCCAUCAUUUAUUGCCAUCCCCACAAAGAAAAUUCAGGAUAAGACAGGCAUCCCUACCAUAAAUACCAUUGCUACUGCUGAGCCUACACUUAUUCCUACCACUGAACCAAGAGUGGACACUGUAGUCACUUCACAGGCUUUCACAGAAUUCACCAUCAUAAGCACACCUGAGACUACCACAGUUCCCGUUACUUCACCUAUGGUCUAAAAACUCUGAGGAAACAUCAAAGACAACACAGGUCUUGAUGAAGCUAAAUGACUAAACUCUCCUUUGGUCACUCAUCUACCUUCAUUCAAGAGAGAAUGUAAUUUUGAUGGAUUUGGCUCCUUUCUCUUCUCCCCUCACAUUUUACGUCCAUAUCACAU
Molecule: messenger RNA, 869 nt
Organism: Neomonachus schauinslandi (Hawaiian monk seal)
Lineage: Eukaryota; Metazoa; Chordata; Mammalia; Carnivora; Phocidae
Gene: CSN3
Product: casein kappa
Exons: 6
Coding region: 1-711 (236 amino acids)
Biological process (GO): lactation; protein stabilization
Cellular component (GO): extracellular region
Source: RefSeq, a predicted model, not a curated record